CUCCCGCUGUCACCCCCCCCCCCCCCACCGGGAGGGGGUCGCGGAAGCGGAAGCGGAAGUAGCGGAGGUUGAGGGGAGGGAGGAGGGGGGCAAGAUGGCGGCGGUGUGCCUUAGCGAGGCGGAGAAGCUGUACAUCGUGCACGGCGUGCAGGAGGACCUCCGUGUAGAUGGCCGUGGCUGCGAAGAUUACAGGUGUGCAGAAGUAGAAACAGAUGUUGUGUCAAACACAUCCGGAUCUGCGAGAGUGAAGCUGGGACACACUGAUAUCUUGGUGGGCGUAAAAGCUGAAAUGGGGACACCAAAGCUGGAGAAACCAGAUGAAGGUUAUCUGGAAUUUUUCGUUGACUGUUCUGCAAAUGCUACUCCUGAAUUUGAAGGCCGGGGAGGAGAAGAACUUGGCACAGAGAUAGCAAAUACACUCUACAGGGUAUUUAGCAGCGAAGGGAGUGUAGACCUGAAAUCUCUUUGUAUUAAUCCUAGAGAGCACUGCUGGGUUCUCUAUGUUGAUGUAUUGUUAUUGGAGUGUGGUGGGAACCUCUUUGAUGCAAUCUCUAUUGCGGUGAAGGCAGCCCUCUUUAACACAAGAAUACCCAAAGUGCGUGUUCUGGAGGAUGAAGAAGGCUCUAAAGAAAUUGAGCUCUCUGAUGACCCUUAUGAUUGCAUUCGACUAAACGUGGAUGAUGUGCCCUGCAUUGUCACGUUAAGCAAAAUUGGAUAUAGGCAUGUGGUGGAUGCUACCCUUCAGGAAGAAGCCUGUUCUUUGGCCAGCCUGCUUAUUGCUGUGACCAGCAAGGGUGCCCUCACUUGCAUGAAGAAAAUAGGGAAAGGCAGCCUGGAUCCUGAGAGCAUUUUUGAAAUGAUGGAGAGAUCCAGAACUAAUUUUAGUAUGGCUAACGUGGAAGUGAGGAAUGCAGAAGCUGGAGCCAAGUUUGAAAGCAGUUGGUCUCAAGUGGAAAUUACAGGCUGAAUAUCUGUGGGAGUUCAGCGUAUCGUGAUGUCAGUCCAGAGUGCUGAUUGUGUGAUACCGGUGGUCUGCUAAUUGCAUCCAGGGGGGUCACGUAACCCCCUUGUUGUCCAGGUAAUGUGCACAGGGUUCAUCUUUGAUCUGGCAUCCUAAAGAAACCAAACUUCGCAUGGACAUCUGAUGUGUCUUCCUGGAUGGAUUUUGAGUCCAGUUCUAACUAAAUGUCACAAGACUUGAAGCUUUGGGUCUAGGGCUGCUACAGAGGGAUGGGCAUUUGACUCAGUUACAGGCUCGUGGUAGAAGCCACCCCCCGUGCAAGUUUUCUGAUGCAGAAAAUGCAGAAAACAUUGAUCACCAACUUAGCUCUACAGCGAGCCCUAACUAGGAAAUGAACUUCGGUGGUUCCAUUGAUAGUCUAUUAUCAGGCCGUGCUUGAGACUAAACAGUGCUUGCUUAAACACUGAUCAGAUGUGUGUGGAAACCUUCCAACUGUCUUACUCUACUUGAGAGCUUGUCCCUUCGUGUUGGUGAAAGGAGUUAAAGCUUCAGCUGAAUGCCCAGCGUGCUGUGCUCUUGCUUGGUUUGGAAGAAGUCCUCUCUCUUGGGUGGUGAGCAUCUGGAAGGAGUGAGGGAGAAAGCUGAUGAGAAGAAACAAAUAUUUUUUCUGGGAGGUGAGAGGUCCUGUUUUGUUUGAGACUGCCUCAAACAUAGCAGCCUGAUUAGAGUACCAAGGGAAAGAAGAAAAAAAAAGAAAAGAGGAGGGGACUGGGAAUGUCCAGUGUAAGAGUUGCAUAAUCCUUCCAUGACACUUCCUAUUCCUAGUGAGAUUUAACAGCAGGUCAGAAGGUGUGUUCAGCUUUCCCUGCCCGGUAGAGAACCGAAGUAUCGAGGAUGUAUCUCUAAAGGAAGGCAGUUGCAUGGGGAAGUUUUGGGAA
This is a messenger RNA of Anas platyrhynchos (mallard), 1899 nucleotides long. It is a transcript of the gene EXOSC7, whose product is annotated as exosome component 7. Gene Ontology annotation, cellular component: nuclear exosome (RNase complex); cytoplasmic exosome (RNase complex). Gene Ontology annotation, molecular function: mRNA 3'-UTR AU-rich region binding. Lineage: Eukaryota; Metazoa; Chordata; Aves; Anseriformes; Anatidae. Gene Ontology annotation, biological process: U4 snRNA 3'-end processing; nuclear polyadenylation-dependent rRNA catabolic process; TRAMP-dependent tRNA surveillance pathway. The record is from RefSeq and is a predicted model, not a curated record.